AUGUCGACUGAUGGUGCAGAGAGGUCAGACACACUGGUCAGGGGUAAUUGCGAGAUGGUUGGUAAAACUUUAAUUGCAUUGUUUGACAUUGGAUCAUCACACUCAUUUAUAGCAUUUGAGAAAGCUAGUGAAUUAGGGUUGAAGAUAAAUGUGUUGGCCUAUGAUUUAGAAGUACAUACCCCUACUACUGAAACUGCCGUGACUAGAUUAGGCUGUCAACAAGUUCCAUUCCGAGUUAAACAUCAAAAUUUUGUCCAUGAUCUAAUCGGUUUGCCAAUGACUGACCUCGAUCUCAUUCUGAGAUUGGAUUGGUUAUCAAAGAAUCGUGUUUUGCUCAAUUGUUCUGAACGGUCGUUGCAAUUUAUGUCGGAAUGGUCAGAGAACUGUGGAUGUGAAUGUCAAAGUCUCAUGCUGUUAGCUACAACUGUAUCGGGUAAGGAGCAAAGUUUGAAUCAGAUUUCGGUUGUGAACAUAUUUCCUAAAGUAUUCCUGAAAGACAUUCCUGAAUUUCCUUCUUCUCAAAAAAUCGAGUUCGCGAUUGAGUUGGUGCCUGGGACAAGACCAAUCUUGAUUGCCCCUUACUGA
Arachis ipaensis is the source of this 585-nucleotide messenger RNA. RefSeq lists its product as uncharacterized. The record is from RefSeq and is a predicted model, not a curated record. NCBI's taxonomy places the organism in Eukaryota, Viridiplantae, Streptophyta, Magnoliopsida, Fabales, Fabaceae.